Molecule: messenger RNA, 1194 nt
Organism: Nerophis lumbriciformis (worm pipefish)
Lineage: Eukaryota; Metazoa; Chordata; Actinopteri; Syngnathiformes; Syngnathidae
Source: RefSeq, a predicted model, not a curated record
AUGAGUAUAAAGAGGAAAAAGAGUGGACUGAUGAUCAAUUGGCAGAAGUCAUUCUCCAUUUUGGCUCCUUGGAGAAGAGGCAAAGGAGACCGCGACACAGUACUUGACAGUGCAGUUGUGCUGACUAAAAUGAAGCUAUUCAGAAACUUUAAUGAGAGGCUUUUCGAGGAGGGUACCUUCCCUCCUACCCUCUCAGCAGCCUCUGAAGAGAAGGACUCACAUCAUUCCAAAGAACCUUUUGUGGAGUCUCAAAUUGUUGACAAGUCAGCACAGCUUCAAGCCUACACCAGUACAGACUACCUGUCCGACAUGUUCUCAGACUCUCAGCUAACCAGGUUGUACAAGUUUGAGUCAGAGGACUCUGGAGUGGAGUUGUCAAGCGGUCACUCUCCAUCUACUCCGACAGGCUCUGACCACAACUUUGUUGUCCACAGUCGUGAAUCAUCUUGUGACUCGUCUAAUUUAAACAUGGACCCGACAACAGAAUCUGAUGAGCAAACAAGACAUAAACAGAACUGUGACAUUUCAAAGGCCAAACUCGAGAUCAGCUCUUCAGUCUCAAGAAAUGAACUGAAUAUUUGUGAGGACCUGGAAAUGGAUGAGUGCAGUAUGUCACCAAUAAUCCCUGCGACGGAUGAGGAAAACCUUGAGAAAACGGGAAAAUUUGAACAUGGGAAAGAAGUCUCAUUAGAAACGUCUAACAACAAGGCCGAGAAUGACUUUGAAACUUCACAGGAGAGUAGCACCUGUGAUAACUUUGUCAAAUACAUGAACACAUGCUGCAUACUUAAUGAGACACACCAAUCAAGCUGCAAUCCUUUGGGGUCAGGACUUGGGUACCUAGAGCACAUUUGCCAACUCAUUGAGAAAAUUGGACAGCUGCAGGAGAACAACCUUCGCCUUCAAAGGCAUAUCUGUCGCUUGCAGAAGGAUGGCAGAAUGACAAAGACUAAAGAGAUCGGUGAUUAUGACACAUGGGACAGAGUCAAGCACCUGGUGAAAAGAACGAAUGUGAGGAAUAAGAGCAAACUAGGAUUAGUCAGAACCCCACUAAAGAUGUCCUGUCCACAGCUGUACAGCCUGCAAAACCUCACAAAGAUAACAAUAAACCCCCCUAUUGACUGGGCGGCACACUACAGUGCAAUGCGUCACUUCUACUCAGAGCUUCAAAUGCUCAUCGACAGCGUGGAGUGA